Drepanopeziza brunnea f. sp. 'multigermtubi' MB_m1 is the source of this 2772-nucleotide messenger RNA. RefSeq lists its product as uncharacterized. The record is from RefSeq and is a predicted model, not a curated record. Lineage: Eukaryota; Fungi; Ascomycota; Leotiomycetes; Helotiales; Drepanopezizaceae.
AUGCGAAACACAGCUUCCCCGAAAGACUUCGAGAUACAUGUGGACCCUUCAUGUUUGUCGGAUGAUCCCAGCCAGCCCGAAAAUACGAUGGGAGAUGCUAUAAAGGGGGACCCUGCGAUCCAGGAAGGCGAGAUGUCGCCCGAAAGCGUCCCGAGUAACCAGACGGUGGUGCACCAUGACUCUGAGACCAAGGAGGAUAUCAAAGCUAAGAGUCCAGAUGAUGAGGAAGAUACCAGUACUUCAGGAUCCGCAGAGGACCACAAGGAGAAUGUGCCAGCCCCCCUCUCGCCGCAAAAAGCCUCGGUCGAAGAGGUCGCCGACGAGGGCGGAGCACAAGAGCCACAACCAGAGCGGGUUGGAAAGGAUGGAAAAUCUCCAGCCCGAGAACGCCAGCUGGAGCGUAUAGGGGAACAAAUCCGUGCUGCAGCAAAAGCUGUAGUCGCCAACAUCGAGCACGACCAUUACAACGGAUUGGCAGAUUCAGAACUCAGCAUGCAAACAGAGGAGGUCUGCGAACGGGAAGACACAGAGAUGACAUACGAUGGCACAGAGUUGAGCUACGGUGAUGGGACUCAAAUCACGUACGGCGAUGAAAGCGAAGCAAUCUACGAGACGGACAAUGACCACCAUGUGAACCACGAGGAAGAGAUAGACCCAACAUACGAACUAGAUCAUCAAUCUGAACAAGGGAACGGAGACUCCAGCGACCAUCACGACGAGGCUGAUGUCGAUAACGACGACGUAUUCAGUCAUUCUGACCGCAGCAAGCGAAGCAGCAUGAAUUCCGAAAUGCAUAGCUCAGAUGAUAACCAGAAGCUCCUGACUUCUCCAGUGGUUGGGGAAGAGGCCGGAUCCGCCAAAGAGAUGAAUGCUAUCUCCAGCGCACCUCCAUAUAUGUUACAAACGCCAGCAGACUCCACAACCCGAACCCCAAGCAAAGUCCUCGCGAGGCCCCCCUUCCGAACCCCCUCCUCAGUCCGUGCAAUGCAGAUGUCCUCUCCUACACAAUCGGCCUUCUCAGCCCCUCGCUCGUCCAAGAGACAUAUGCCAACUGUCUCUCGAAUCGGCACCCCCAAUUCUCAAUAUACUCCUUCCAAACGAACGCCUACUCGCUUCAAGGCGAAGAGAGAACCUCUCGUCCUGCUACAUGUCACUGUCCUCCCUCUUCAAUGGCAUUACUCAUACUUAAUGUCUUCUCUUGAAAUACCCACAGCAUUAAAAACCGUCAAAGAAAGCUGGAGACUCCUCCAAGAGAAACUAGGAGACACAGUCCUCGAACGUGGUAUUCUCCUUCCUCACCCGCAAGACUCUUACGAGAUACUUGAAGAGCGUCUCCUUGAAGCUCUUGAACUGCCAGUGCGCCCUCGUGCCAAAAUUCUACGAUGUGGACACUACAUGGGGCCAGGAGACUCCGAAGCGCCGAGCUCGGACGAAGAAGGUGGCGACGAUAAUUGGGGAGGGGAAGCAGGCGAGCAGAGAAAGUGGUGCGAUAUAUGCAUGCGAGAUGUGCGUCUCGAGACUGUCGGCGACGUUGGCAGAGGGGAACGUCGGUUCCGGGUGAAGAUAUAUGCAAGUAACGGACUGAUGAGGGCUGGUGCUUGGGCGGCCUGUUGGAAGGAGAUGGAGAGGGUAGAUGUGGAGCUUGAGCCGUUCAUUGAGACGCAUCAGCAUGCUGAGUUGGAGCAUCUGGCUCUUGUUGCGAAACCCAAGGCCGAGGAGCAGAAGGAGCUGGAUGAUGGAUUUGAGGAUGAGGAUAUAGUGGUGGAUCAUAUCCACGAUCAUGAAGCCGAGAAGCGACGGGAAGAAGAAGAUCGAAUGCGCGAGGAGGAAGCGCGAUUGCACGACGAAGAGACAAGACUCCAUGAGGAAGAGCAGAUGCGGAAGCAAUUGGCCCUGGAAGAAGAGCUGCGCCAGCGAAUGGUGGAAGAAGAGGAUCUGAUGAGGAAGAACAUGGAGGAGCAACGCAUGGAGGAGCAACGUAUGAAUGAGAUGUAUGGACAGGAGUGUCCAGCGCCAUCGGAGUCUCGACGCAGCUCCUCUAGAAUUGCCGUUCACGACGACUCGUCGCUCCCAGAGCUACUAUUGGCGGCUUUCCAAGUGGCAAUGCGGGAUUCGAAGAAUGUGGUUAUCUGUGUCCUGAGUGUCCUGAUAUUGCUGCUUUCACUCAAACCAACGAGCACACCUGAACGCACGCAUUCAUCGGCCGUCAUGGGUUCUGCUCCGAUGGUAGAACAGAUCACGAAAACGGUCUACCAUGAAGCGCCAGUGACAGUAAAGCCUGCCGCUACUAUUGAGCAAGUGGUGCAGGUGGAUCCGAAGCCAGUCGAGAAAGAGCCAUUGACGAAAACAAUCUUCAGAGAGUUUACUGUGACUGAGAUAAUUACCGCUGCUACAUCUGUCGCAUCUGAGAGUCCCUCUACAUCAUCGGAGCCGUGCGAGCCUGCUUCGAAAGCAGCAGGGCAAAGUGUUUCCUCUGUCAGGCCCGAGCUGGUGGAAGCGGAUCCCUCUGCUAAGGUUAUCGGACACCCUGUACCUAGCGCCGAACCCGAACCCGAGGCCGAGGCCGGCGAUAUCAUGAAGGGUACGUCUAUCCCUGAAGGAGAGGUACCCAUCUUAGUAGCCGAAGCAGCCCCUAUUCUACUUGAGGAACCGGCUGAGAAACUCCUCACACCUCUGGACCCAUCCCUCCCCCUGGACUCCAACCCAGACUCGGCUAUCCUCACAUCCGAGGCCGAACAAGACUCAAUUACAGAUUCCGACCCGACCGAAUGA